Molecule: messenger RNA, 2278 nt
Organism: Bolinopsis microptera
Lineage: Eukaryota; Metazoa; Ctenophora; Tentaculata; Lobata; Bolinopsidae
Exons: 8
Coding region: 126-2141 (671 amino acids)
Biological process (GO): protein phosphorylation
Molecular function (GO): protein tyrosine kinase activity; ATP binding
Source: RefSeq, a predicted model, not a curated record
AUUUAGGAAAUUCUAUAUGUCAUGUGAACCAACAAAAUACAUAUGAUGUCAUGAGCUAACAAGCAGAUUUUCAACAACCCCUGCCAUACUCCUUGUUUCCGCCGUUCUGCUCUUCUCUUGUUAAAAUGACGAGUAAUCUAGAAGAAGUAGACUCAAGUUCAGAGCAGGACAGCACAGUUUCCUCAGACAGUACUCCCACUAAUGUUCAGUCUGGAAGUGGCAGUCUUGUGAGUGUUGAGGGUGUACAGAUCUCUUUGGAUGUGGCAACUCUGGAUGAGAUUAUAUCUGGAAGAUCAGAUUGUGAGUUGCUCGGAAGAGGAACAUAUGGAAAAGUCUAUAAGUACACUUGUCCGCGAUCUGAUAUAACGGUGGCUUUGAAACAUCUUAUAUCAGCUAGAGUAAAAAAAUGUGAACCUAUCGCGAAGAAAUUUCAGCGGGAACUGGAGGUCCAUACGGACUUGGACCAAAGAAACAUCGUCAAGUUCAUAACGAGUAUCAGGGAAGACAGUGUGGGACCAGAUGGGGUUCUGAUUCUGGUACUGGAGUACGCAGAGAAAGGAUCUUUACAUGACCUCAUGAAGAAAGGGAAACUUCAGCGGUGUAGGAUACUGACUCAUGUUGUACAAAUACUGAAGGGGCUCGACUAUCUCCAUAACUUCACUGACACUUCCGGUAAUAGAAGACCCAUUAUUCACAGGGACCUGAGAUGUGCGAAUGUUCUAGUGUCCGCAGAUGACACCCUGAAGAUAGCUGACUUUGGGUUGUGUAAGAGGCUACAUGAGAUGGCAAUGGCUUCUGGGAUUAACUCUAAAAUGGGAAAUCCUUAUUGGUACGCUCCUGAGCUGGUGGAUCGGAGUAAACGAAUAGGUUUCAGCAUCAACACAUUGGUUCUGACAGAUAUCUGGAGUUUAGGUGUGUUGAUAUUAGAGCUGUAUUACUAUGGAGCGUCACGGAUACCUUACAUUGAUUAUUACAGGGAUCUAGAGUACAUCUUCAAGCUAGGAAACGGAUGGGUACCAAAGACGCCUAAGGCAGCACCCUCAGAAAUAAAACUGUUACUUGACAAGUGCUUCGAAUAUUGUGUCGACAAAAGACCAUCAGCGGCCAAGCUCCUGUCCAUGAUCAAUAACUUUGAUCUGACAAAGAGAGCGAACCUAGAAAUCGUAGAACCGAUAAAACCAUCUCUAGAAUCUUCUAGCAGCUCUGAUAACACUCCAGACUCUUACAUUACUGUCACAGAGUCAGUAUCAGACGGGUUCGGCUCAGACACGUACGUGACAGUAGACGCUCCUCUGGAACCAGUAAGAGACCCGCUGGAGGACGAGGAUGCUAGAUACCUAACUCUUCGGUUUGACCGCAAGUUUGAGCUCAGACGAAUGCACCUGGACGAUCCACAGAUUAGUAGGCUAAAUGAGGAGUCUGUUGAGCUUAUAUCAUAUGUUACUAAAGGAAAUGAAGAGUUCAUUCUUGAAGACUGCUACCAGCGCAACGGAACGUACGUUAUAAAGAGACUAAACACUGAAGAGGAGGUCUUUAGAGCAACGUUUGAUGAGGAGGGCAAAUAUCUAACUCUUAAACAGAGGCAGAAGGAAAUCUUCAGCAUAGACUCAACUAGUGAAGAAAAGGGAUAUCUGUCUGCAUCAGCCAAGGGCAGCUUUGCACAGCUCAACCAAUACAGCCGUCUUAAAAAGACGAUAACUAAGAAGAGAAUGAAGAUAAAGUCAGUUACAACAGAAGGAGCCCGUAUGUUGGACGCUAUGAGUCCCACCAUGAACCGAGCAUUCCCUCCAGCCCCCAGUCCAACUCAAGCUCUCUCUCCCUCAUCUCUUACACGAAGUGUCGCCUCAAUGAUGAGUAUUAGAUAUGAUAACAGGAGUCUGGCGGUCAAGAAAAACAAGCCACCCUCCAAGUAUUAUUAUAGAAUUCAGUUCAGAGAAGACAAGGCUGUAAUGGCGUAUUUUACUAAUUUGGUCGAUGAGGGUAAAUGUGAGAUAUUCGUGACCCCUGAUUCGAACAGUGCUUUGGUGGCUACUGUCGUGGGUUAUUUUUAUAGGAGGAAAUCUAGAAAAAAGAGAUCGACCUUCAGAAAUCUUUUCAAUUGGACUAGGUCAAGUAGUUAUGGUCAGAUGACCGAUGGAUGAUUAUUUUUGUUAGUGUAGAGACUCUCUGUUAUAACCGUAUAAUUGUUUUCUAAUAAAAAAGUAUCCGAAAUGUUGUGAUUCACAAGCUCUUAGAAUGAAUUGACGUAAUAUGUUUUUCAUUAAGUUUUUGUAAAUGA